AUGCCGUCUAUUGCAAGUUAUGACAGUUCCGACAGUCACCCGCUCAUAGCAACCCAGUUGCCUUCAUGGUACCCUCUUCACAGUGAACACGCACUUAAGACCAUCAUCGUGCCGUUACCCUUGGGCUUUCUGGAGUACCUGCAGGAGGACGGCGUCUUUUUGCCCGAUGACUCGGCGGCGGUGCCACAGCUUACGGAGCUUGAUGCUACGUUGCUCACCGACGGAGACUACCGCCGGGAUGACUGGGACCACCGACCCGGCAAUGCAGCCGCGACGAUUGCAACGGCAGGCAUCGCCGCAGCCCCAGCACCCCAGCCCAGCCCUAGCGGCCCCCUCCACAGUGGCCGCGAUGGACUUAUGAGUGGCAGCCCUAGGAGCUCCGACCUCCAGGGCCCGGGGGGCAGCGGCAGCGGCAGCGGCAUGCGGGAGGACAGCGGCGGCACCGCCGACGGCAGUGACAGCGAGGCCGCGAGCCGGUCUGUGGACUGGUCCGUACGGUUUCCGGAUCUCCGAACCUCCCUAGACUCGGCCAUCUCCUCCCUAGGGGGCCGGGUGGUUCCCAAACUCAACUGGUCUUGUCCCACUGACGCGCUGUGGGUCAGUCCGGGCGGCACCUUGGAGUGUCGGAAUGCCGAUCAGCCGGUGCGCACGCGGUUGGGAGUUACGAAGCGGGAGGCGGGUACAGCCCCGGGUAGCCCCCCGGGGAUGUUGACCGAAACGGCUGUCGACGGCGCCGUGUCCAGUCGCGACGCAGGUUGCGGUGGCGGUGGGGCCCCUUCGAGUGAUGCCGCACCGGCACCGGCACCGGCACCCGCCCCGGGUCCCGAACCCGGUUCUUGGCGCCUCAGUCGGGAACAAGCACCGGGUCCAGGACCAGCCUGCCACCGGGGCCAACCGGCUGGUGGGGAUGUUAGAGCCGCCGUGUCGUCCCCCUCCUCCUCCUCCUCCGCCGCCUUCUUGGGGCUUCAUCCCGUGCUGGUGCUGAAGAAAUGGUACCCACUGCGACAAGAGAGGGAGUUCAGGUGUUUCGUGCGAGGCGGGGCGCUAGCGGCCGCCAGCCAGCGGGACAUCAGCCAGGUGUACCCCGCCCUCACCAGGGAGGUGGUGGGGGAGGUGCGCCGGCGGCUGUGGGGGUUCUGGGUGGAGAGAAUGAGGGGCAGCUUGCCGCUACAAGACUACGCCUUUGAUGUGUAUGUGCCGUCCGACAGCUCGUCAGCCGUACGACUGGUCGACGUCAAUCCGCUGACCGACACGACUUCGCCGCUGCUGUACGACUGGGAGGAGCUCGGUUUUGGAGAGGGUACGAUACCAUCCGGGGAGGCGCUGGCGCGACAGCUGCUACAGCCACCGCCGCCGCGUCAACGGGCUGUCGACGGGCGGGAAGGGGGGGGGAGUGCAGCGGCGUCCAGUCUGCUGGCGGCGUCGGCGUCGGCGUCGGCAACGGCACUCGACGAGUCAUGGAUGGCGGACGCGGCGGCGCUUGUCGCGUUACCUCUGCCGUCGAGCUGGGAGGAGUUACAGGUGCGCGUUAUGGAGGGGGACGCGACGGGGGGUGCUGCCGUACGGCCAGCAGUAGCAACGGCAGCGGGGGAGGAGGAGGACGACGAGGAGGACGAGGAGGACGAGGACGAGGAGAAGGGCCCGGAGGAGGACAGGGCCGCGGCAGGUCUUCCUGCCGGCUUUGUUCAGCUGAGGCCUGGCAGCGGCCACACCGCGCAGCGAAGGGGCAGUGGGGCCUUUGGUCGCGGUGGGGUGGGGGUCGGGGUUGGGGGUGGUCUCGGAAGGCAGCGGACGGCAGCGGCGGACAACAACUUGUUCGUCCCGGAUGGCCUCCGGGGGCAUGAUGAGCUCCGCGAUGUGGCAGCGGAGUUGGCUGAGCUGUUUGGGGGGCCAGGUGGGGGUGCGGGGGUGUCGGGGUUUGCGGCUUCUGAGCUGUCAGUGGGCGAUGAGGCGGUGCGUGUGGAGGCCCAGGCUGCUGAGAUGAGAUGCAUCCUGGGAGGUUCCAUCGGGGCUGGGGAGCUUGGAGAUGAGGAGAGGUAGAGACCGGCCAGCGGUUUGACGGAGAGCCGUUGCCGUAACAGAACCCGGCCAGCCCUUAGUUUCCGUUAAAAGUAGCCUCCUGAGCCAAAA
This is a messenger RNA of Volvox carteri f. nagariensis, 2130 nucleotides long. RefSeq lists its product as uncharacterized. NCBI's taxonomy places the organism in Eukaryota, Viridiplantae, Chlorophyta, Chlorophyceae, Chlamydomonadales, Volvocaceae. The transcript has 8 exons. Gene Ontology annotation, cellular component: cytoplasm. The record is from RefSeq and is a predicted model, not a curated record. The coding region runs from base 1 to 2040 and encodes 679 amino acids.